CCCCGCCUCUCUCUCAUCACUCCGAGCGCUCGCUCCCGCUGCGGAUGCAACAUCCCUCUGCCUCGUCCUGUCUCUCUCUCUGUCUCUGUAACGGAAGAUUAACUACAAACACACCGCCAUGGGAGGAUUUACCGCGUAGCAGCCGCUGCUCCAUCUUUAUCUACAUCUACAGCGUCGUGUUUUUGGGUUUGUUUCCAGUGAAAAUGGCGACGGGAGCUGCAGGCUGGCAGCCUCCGUACAACACCAACACCUCCACGAGCUCCACCAAAUACACCCCCUCUCCGUCCUCCAGCAUGUUCUACGACGGGAGUCUGACGCUGGAGUACACACAAGACCUGCAUCUGAAGAUGAGCAAGAAGAUAGCACAACUCACCAAGGUGAUUUACGCCCUCAACACCAAGAACGACGAGCACGAGGAGGAAAUCGAGUCUCUGAAGGAUGCCCACGAGGACGAGGUGCAACACAUUGUGACCGAAACCAGAGACAAGAUCAUGCAGUACAAGAGCAAGAUGGUGGACGAGGCGGACCUGAGGCGGCGGCUGGCCAGUCUGGAAGAAUCCGUCGAGCUCCACGAACACAUGAAGAGACAGGCGUUAGCAGAGUUUGAGAUGUACAGACAGAGAAUGGAGGAUUCGCAGCUCUGCACCGAGGCCCAGCACACACAGAGAGUGGUUUCUAUGAGCAGAGAGGUGGAAGAGAUGCGUCGGGAUUUUGAGGAGAAGCUGCGGGCGUUCAGCCAGACUCAGGCCGUGUUUGAGGCGGAUAAGCGGCGAGCGCUGGAGGAGCUGAGGGCCACCCACCGCCAGGAGGUGGAGGAACUCCUCAACAACCAGCAGAACCAGAGCGCCACCUCGACGGAAGACCAGGAGAAACUUGCCGAGCUCCAUAGACAAGAGGUGGAGGCGUUGAUGGAGAGAGUGGAGGAGAUAACGAAGGAUAAGGUGCGUCUGCUGGAGGAGUACGAGGCCAAGCUGGGCAAGGCUCAGGAGUAUUAUGAGAGGGAGCUGGAGGCCAUGAGGAGAACACACCAGCUCACCACUGAGAACCUGCUGGCCUGGAAAAGGACCGAGGUUGAGCUUCGUAAGGAGUUCCAGGCGCAGGAAGCGGCGCUGCAACGCUCGCUGUCCAAGCUGAGGAGUGAGCUGCAGAAAGCACAGGAGGAGGCCAGAGAGAACCGAGACAGGACCAACAGACUGCAGACAUCGCUGGCCAACGCAGAGGGAACUAUCAAGAACCUGCACAAGCAGCUGGAAGAGGCCAUCCAGGACGGAGAGAUCUGGGUGAUGCAGCUGAAGGACACCGAGUAUGAACUAGAGGGCAGCAGGGAACGAGUUCAACAGCAAGCAACUGAAAUCCUCCAUAAAGCCAGUCAGAUCGGGUCCUUGCAGGCCACCCAGAUGUCCCACGAGGCGACCAUCAGGAACCUGGACCAAGAGCAGAGCCGGCUGAAGGAGAAGAUCAGCCGUCUGGAGGAGGAGAGGGAGGCUGUGCUCAACCAGAGCCAGGCCUCCAAUGAACAGCACAAACAACAAGUGCUGAAACUAGAACAGUCUCUGCGCGAGGAGCACCAGGGUUACGAGAAGGAGCUGUGCAGGCUGAGAGCGCACUACGAGGAGGAGAUGCAUCGCUUCAAGGAGGCGCAGGUCAGAGCGCUGGAGGAGCUGGAGGGGAAACACGAGGCCAUGAGGGAGGAGGCCCAGCAGGAGAAAGACGAGGAGACGCAAAUCCUCAUGGCGAAAAUGAGUCAGGAGUUUGAGAUCAAGCGUCUGUCGUUGGAGGAGCAGCGAGACCGCCUUCAGCAGCAACUUGACAACUUGAAAGAGGAGCUCUCGGCCAAGCUCAAUAUGGCCAAUCAGGAGGUGUCCCACCUCCAGGAGCUGGUGAGGGAGGGCGAGCAGAACAUGGGUUCAGCUCAGACACAGAUCAACUGUCUGAGGGAAACUCAGGAGAAACUCAAGAUAGAACUCGACGCUACUAGAGCCCGGGUCCGAGAGACCAGCAACCUGCUAACGGACCUACAGGAGGAGAUCGAGACCCAGAGACAGCAGCACGACGCCCGAGUGAUGUCUAUCAGAACAGAAGAGAAACAAAAGAUGGAUAAGAUGGCGGACGACUUGGACCAGAAAUGGAGAGAUGCACUGCGGGAGGAGGUGCGUCUGCUGAAGGAGGAGUUGACCGAGGAGUAUGAAGCAGACAAACAGUCGGCGCUGACCCAGAUCUCCCAGCAGAAAGAACUGGAGAUGAUGGCGGCGAGAGAGGGCUGGCAGAGGAAGGUGGAAGACCUGCUGGAGCAGAUCUCUCUAUUGAAACAGUCCCUGGAGCUGCAGUUGUCUCAGUCCCAGUCAGCUCUCCAGCAGCUGCAGUCUCAGUUCAACCAGGAGAGGGAGCUGCUGAGCCAACAGCUGAAAGAGCUGCAGAGGGAACAUCAGAGGAGAGAGCAUCGACUACAGGAGGCUCACUGCUGUGCCCUGAGCACCAUGGAGGAGGCCAGACAACACCAGAUAAGGGCCCUGGAGGAGCGUCUGAAGCAGGAGCAGAGGGAGGAGGUCCACGCACUGAAGGAGGCCCACAGGAGGACCUUUGACAUCCUGAGACAGCAGUCGGACCAGGAGCUGCAGACGCUGCGGUUUGAGCUGGAGGACGAGGGGAAAGCAAAGCUGGCGUCUCUUCGUGCUGAGCUGAACCACCUCCACGCUGCAUCCAUAGAGCAUCUAAAGCAGAUCCACCUUAAAGAAAACCAUUCCGCCAAACGAGAUCUAGAGAACGCCAUGGAGCACAGCCGCCAGCAGGAACAAGAGCUCCUAGUUCGUAUCUCAGACCUGCAGGUGGAGCUGUGUUCCCGUAGCAACCGCAUCACCGAUCUGGACCACGAGAUCCACUCUCUGAACGAGACCAUCGACACUCUGACCAGAGAGCUGGAGAUAAAGGGCAAAGAGGUGCUGCGGGUCCGCAGUGAAGCUAACCAUCAGAUAAGAUAUGUCUGUCUCUGCUGCAGGGCCCACGAACAAGACCUUUCAAAGAGACAUGAGAGGGAUCUGGGGGAGAUAAGUAUAGUCCAUCACAGAGAGACACAAAACAUGCUGGCUGACUUCAACAAGGCCCAGGAGGUCCUCAGAGACAAGAUCACUGCGCUACAAAUACUGUUGGAGGGGACAGAGGAGAAGUUAAGAAACAGAGAAAGCCGACCCGAAGACCUGCAUGUGAUAGCAGAGCUCAGAGAGAUGGUCACCGAGAGAGAAGCCCUGGUGAAGAAGCUGGUGGUGAGUGGACAGGACGACAAGAAGUUCUACCAGCUGGAGUUGGUCAACAGAGAGACGGGGUUCAGCAAGGUCUUCAAUUCCAGUGCCAAUGUCGGUGUAAUCAACCCUCUUAUCAAGCCUUCCUGAGGCCAACGCCACGACGCCAUCAGACCCGAGGGGGGUGGAGGCAGGAAAAAGCAAAGAAUCCGUUGUAAAAGAAGAGGAGCUGUACAGCCAGUACUUCUCUUUCUGACCGGCAAAAAAAACAAACAAUCCCCAUUCUGUCAAAAAAAACAUGAGGUAACGGGACAGAAAGCUAAAGUUGGACAGCAAUCUAACUGUAGGUUUUGAAAGUCAUUCGGGGCGACAUCAAUAUCAAACGUCCACUGCUAAUCAUCAAUCAUGUGCUGUGCUGAUAUUCCAGUGUGAUUGCAACCUUACGGCUUCCAUGCAUGGUGAGCAUGAUGAGUGGUGUGGCUUGUCACUGCAUCAUCAGGAAAGUGAGGCGAUAUAAACACUUUUAUACCAUCUGCAACUGUGCAAAACAUGACAUCUGUAUGAGCUCUAAAGUAGUGAGAGAUACAUAUAUCUUGCCAUUUUAAAAGACUUAUUUAUCCAUGAAUUUUAAUUUUGAUAAACUAAGAACCGAUACUCCAAAUGUAAAAUAAGCAUAGAGAGGAAAUGUUAACUUUCUGAUGGUCACAACUAAUCACAUUGUUGUCCACUGAUAAAAUGUAACUUUAUUCUGUUACUUCUAAAGUAAUCAAACCAAGAUGAGGGCUGUAUUAUACGACGGUGUAUUAAGGCAGUUGUAGGUAAUAAAAUAAAAUGAAAAACUACGGAGACAGAAUAUUUUGAGAAACAAAUCUGAAUUUUUCGAGAAAAAACUUGAAUAUUCUAUUUAAGUUGUAAAUUUACGAGAAAAAAACUCACAAAUUUACAAGAAAAACUUGAAUAUUCUCUGAGAUUAUAAACUUACAAAUUGAUGAGAAAUCAACCUCAUCACACCACAGACGCCGCCGUUAAACUCUGCGGUAACGUGAGCUGCGGAGUGCAAAAUAAAUUAAUAAUAUUAGUAUUUAUUUAUGUUCAUUAACACAUAAAGAACAUGACAGAAAAUGCGUAUAUGUCUCAGGACCUUUGCAAUGCUCAGAGACCCUCCUUACCAUAAGAAGUAUUACCACGGUUUUGCACAAUUUGGGUUUUUUUUCUGGCAAAUUUAAUAAUUUAGCAUCUCAGAGAAUUUAAAAGUUUUUUUCUCGUAAAUUUGUGAGUUUCUACUCGUAUAUUUACCACAUUAUUUUAAAGAAUAUCCAUAUAUUUUCUUGUAAAUGUACGACUUCAAUCUCAGAAUAUUACCCCCCUGCCCCAACUCCGUAAUGAUUAUUUUUUAUUAUCUACAAUGGUCCUAAUACGCCAUCGUAGUAUUAAUAGUCUUAACAAGAGAUAGCUUAAUAGAUUAAAGUCUAAUUCUGAUACAGUAUAUUACAACUUGGGUGGAAUCUUUGUAGUUUCGACCAUCUAUCCUAUCAGUAUAAAUAGCAUUUUACUCACCUACUGUAAGUAAUCGCUGUUAUACGGGAACACGAAAAAGAAGCUUAACCGGGAAAGAAACACAAUCUGUUUUGUCUCAACUGAAAGAAAUGAUGGCCAAAACUCCCAAAAUAAGACCCAAGUGGGAACCAGCUGGGAACUGGCUGGCAAUCAGCUGGCAGUCGGCUGGGAGGGGGGAUUCUAGGUGGCUGCAUCUGUAGUAAAUCUGAGUUAUCCUUUAAGUAGCCAUUAUCAAGUAAGACUUUCUGAAACAUUCUCAAACCUCCAUGAAAUAAUUCCACCUUUCCUCUCUGUUGCCCGAACCACAGCUGGAUUCUUAAGCUCAUACAAAAGUGUCACAAACAGCGUCGCAGUGAGUAUAAAGUGUGACACUAGCAACUGUAGAUUGAGAGGAAAUGUUCUCCAUAUAAGAUCUCUUUUUUUUUUUUUAUACAUCAACAUGUGUCUUACAAGCUGUAAGUUCAGCCAGGACAAAGUGAUUUUUUGCCUUGAUACUCGCCUUUAGUCCAUCAUGCUGUGUCUCCAUGUGUAAAUAACACACAUUCAAACAUGUAUUAGAGGGAAAAGGACGGACCUAGCUGUUGAUUCUGGUUGCUUUUUGGCCUCUACAGUACGAUGAACUACAGUAAACCACAAUAACAACACCAGCAAACACAGACUAACUUUAGCUUGCUGUCCCAGUGCUUUGUCUGUGUACAUACAGUAUAUGUUUGGAAGUCAUUUUCGAAUCUCUGAGCGAGCUGAGGGGCGCUUGAUUUACCGUUCCAGACACCUCAGGAGGGGAAACACCGAGAGGAAGUGAAAUCAAGCACCCCUGUGUGUUUUUAUUAUUCCAGUAUUUAUAAUGUAACAAGCUACUGUUUUUCUACGGUCUGUUUGUGAUGCCAGUGGACCAGAGACAUGCAGAGAGAGAGUUCUGUCAGCGAUUGACUUCUAGCAACCUUUUUAAUGCCAAGGAGUGUUUAAUCAAACGCUUUAUUUUCAUUACAAGCUAGGAGCUCACGUCGGUGGCUGAAGUCUUCAGCUUCAUGUCUCUGCCUGUGGGGCAGGCCAUAGAGCAUGUGAAAACAGAACCACUAUCAUAAUGCUGCUGUCACUCACUUGAAAUCCUCACAUCUCUGUUUCUUUUGGGUGUACUGUCUGUUUUUUAACUUGACUUGAGAAAAGUUUACAUAGUUCUUGUGCUGCGUAAUUUUCACGACCUUGAAGGUUCCAUGAAGUCCAUUCAGUAAGCUGUACAGUUUCCAAACUGCAUGGUCGUCAUCAGCCUGGAAGAGGCUGUGUUUCUUACUUCUUGAAUAGCAGGAUAGAGAGGUGUUACUUCCUCCCACGCUGACACCACCGGGGUCCAUUCAACGACAACACAAUUACAUUACAGCAUCGAUCGAUGUGCUCGUCUUCCAUAACAGAAUCAACUGAGGCCUCAAUGGUUCAGGAAGUGUUUGUGCUUUCAUUGUUUGCACGCAAUAUGUUAGACGCACCUUAAUAAUACAAUCCCACAACAAAGAAUUGAAUCUCUGAUAACCCUUUUGGAUCAGAUUAUUAUGUUUUCAUGUUUUUUCACUCAGCCCCUGUAGAUAUUUCACAAAAGCACCUUUUAAGUGGUACUUCAAAUACCUAUGAAAUACCAUAUACUGUAUAUUAGUAUUUUGUUCACAUAUAUAUAUAUAUAUAUACAUAUAUAAUUUAUUUA
Molecule: messenger RNA, 6486 nt
Organism: Sebastes umbrosus (honeycomb rockfish)
Lineage: Eukaryota; Metazoa; Chordata; Actinopteri; Perciformes; Sebastidae
Product: protein FAM184A-like
Exons: 23
Coding region: 45-3386 (1113 amino acids)
Source: RefSeq, a predicted model, not a curated record